Messenger RNA from Xenopus laevis (African clawed frog), 3422 nucleotides. Its product is annotated as protein kinase C delta type-like. The transcript has 4 exons. Lineage: Eukaryota; Metazoa; Chordata; Amphibia; Anura; Pipidae. The record is from RefSeq and is a predicted model, not a curated record. The coding region runs from base 597 to 1148 and encodes 183 amino acids.
ACCCAGGUACAACAUGAGUUCAAUAUUGCCAUUGAGUGCCAUAUAUGCAGGGAUCUGAUUGGCCUGUCAGAGUAACAGAGAUUCUCCCAAUGGUUUCCAGCUAUAACAGUAUGCAAAACAUCAUUCAAGUACUCAUAGUAUUAAUGAGCUGAUGCCAUAUAUUCACAUUAUAUAUUUUAUUCAUUUUCUGCAGCAUGUACAGAAAUGGUAUUUAUUACUGAUACAAACAGAGUAUUCCUUGCCCCAUCCUAUUAGUCUUUAGUUAUCAUUGUGCCAUCUGGUGAUUAAUAAAGUAAGUGCUGUCCUGUGUUGUUGUGUUAUUUAUUUCUCCCCUUCACUCUUUCUAUUUCUCUGUAUAACCAGCGGCAUGCCUUCUACGUAAUGGAGUAUCUGAGCGGGGGCAGCCUGGAACAUGUGCUGGAGAAAUACGGCCGGAUGUCUAUCAGAGCAAUACGGUAAGUGGCAAGUGUGGUAAAUGGUACAAUAUCACUAAGAAAUAACUUUAUACUAAUUGCACCUGCAAAAAGAAAGUACAGUUUGUCUCUACUAGUUUAGUAGUCACUUAUUGCUCAUGUUAUUAAAAGAAAAGACUAACCAUGAUUUUCCUGUUUAAAAGGUUCCUUUCAGCAGAGAUGAUAUGUGGCCUACAAUUUCUGCACAGCGAGGGGAUCAUCCAUCGAGACAUCAAACCCCUCAACGUCUUAUUGGAUGACAAAGGCCACGCUAGGAUCUCAGACUUCGGCCUGGCUACGCAAAACGUCUUCAAGGACGACACCAUCACUGGCUGGGCCGGAACCCUGGGAUACAUGGCCCCGGAGAUUCUACAAGUAAAGCCAUAUAAUGCAGCAGUCGACUGGUGGUCACUUGGCGUCACCAUCUUUGAAAUGGCCACCGGCGACUCCCCAUUUACCAAAAGCAACAGAAAGGAACUCAUUGAUUCCAUCAUCAUGGAUAAUCCUUUAAUACCUCCAUGGCUGGAUGACAAUCUAAAAGAUCUUAUGAAAAUGCUCCUAAUAAAGAACCCAAGAAGACGCCUUGGUUUGCGAGGGAACAUCAGGUGCCACCCAUUUUAUAAGUCCAUCGAUUGGGCGGCACAGGAAGAAAAAGGAGCAGAAUCCCCUUUCCAGCCAAAAAAAGUAAGUACAUGAUUAGUGAAUUCAAAUUAGAAAUGAUUAUAGUCCUGGGUAAAUAACACUCAAUUGUGAAAAGUUUCUGGAAGUUUUAUUUAAGUAUUAAACACACAAGUCUCUAUAUGUUAAUUUCUGCUUUCCAAACAGCCAUCAGCAAAGGUCUUUGUUCCAUAUGAUGGGAAUCUGCCGUUCCUCCAGUCCAAGGAAGAUGAAGCUACAUCAGGGGACAACAAUAUCAUCUCUGGCUUUUCAUUCCUAAGUUCCUCCUGGCUGGAGUAAGUGAGUAUGUGAGUGUGUGAUCCAGCCAGUCAUGAUAACAUGCUGUUCCAUCUAGCAUAGGUACAUAAGAUCAGAGGACAGGGGGCAUAUCUGUGGGCUUCAACAUUAUCUCCAUUUGCUGCUCAAGGCCGUAUCAUCUCCUGCAUUUCCUUCCUUGGUAACAUCAGGCGCAGUCACUCAUGUGGUACAGGGCAGGUAAGUAUAAGGUGGGUAUAUAUAUGUGAGCGAAUGGUGAGUGAAUGUGAGAUAUGAAAGGAUAAGGGUGUAACGAGAAGGCAAGCAGAUGAUAAGAUCUCAGACUGCUUUGUCUUCCUGCACAUCAUGUCUAUAGAUCCUAUACCCUGUUAGUUUUAUAUAUAGUUCUAUAGUUCUGAUCACUUAAGUAGAAAUCCAGGUCAAGGGUUUUUUCCCUGUCUGAAGUAAGAUGGGGGUUUUUUUUUACCUUGUCCUGGUUUAAGUUUAGUUUUAUUCAAAUGAGCAAAGGGUGGGACGUCAUAGACACGUGCAGUUUAAUCCUCGUUUGUUGUCUUUGUUUGUCACGUUUGUCUUGUCUUGUGUGAGGCGUUACACCCGGCGUGCCAGUAACAGGGUUGAAGCCUUGGCGUGGCGUUACUGCUCACAUGUAUAAACAUGUGCUAAUUCAACCAAUGGUGAGAGUGUGAGUUAAGGAUUGUUUCAUUGGCAGAAUUUGUUGACCAAUAGAUUUAUUAAGGUCUCAUCUGUGUUGCAGAUUUGGAAUUGACUUCUAAUAUUUAUCUGAAAAGAAAGAGUUAACCUCUAAAUUAACUGUUAGUUUGACUUUGCAGUUGGUCUUCAUCUUUCACAAAUGUUGUGAUUUCUGACCCCCUCGCACACACUCACUGCCUGCCCACCACCAGUAGGGCACAGUUUAAGAGGUAGGAGAGGCUGGGUAGGGGGACAACUACACAGCUGACUCUGUGCCGUGGUCUGGACUCUCCUGCGGACUGUAGUAUGGUAGUUACACCACUGGCUUUUGUUCAGCAGCCUUCUGGGUUUGGGUAGGUCCCAGAGUAGGUCCAAUUUACCCUAGAAACCAGCCAGUGGUUCGAAUGAGAGACUCAAGAUAAAUAGCAAUAAGCCUGAAUAGAAAAAUUAGUGUAGGGACCCUGAGUUUUAGGUGUAGCAACUCAGGCAGUCCCCCUUUGUAUUUGGACUCCUAAGUGGUCCCAGGCAGCUAUGUCCCUUUUCCUGGGUCCAGAUUAAUUGAAGGUUUGACCACUAGGUGGCAGUAUGUAAAAAUAUAAAGGGGUUUAGCUCCAUGUGCACAGGCCAUGUCUUUCCUUGGACCUCAGCUCUCUGGGAGGUGUUACAGGCCCAAGGCUGCAGUUUUGGUAAACAUUAGAAAUAUAGUGCUAGUAGUGCUAGUAAGUUUGUCAUAGUUGCUCUAGGAGCAAGAGGCAGGCUCAGGGAAGAUAGUGAGCAGCUUCCGCUCCAACGAGGAGAAAUAGUGGGGUCAGGACCCUGUGGUGAGUCCACCACUAGUGCAGGGACUUCAGUGGGUGAGUGGAGGACCAGUGAGGGUGCCUAGAUGCAAGACCCCAGGCUGAGUAUCCCUGCGCACAAAGCUCUACUUCAUGGGAGGAAUUGCCCCAGGAGCAUGGUAACCUAUAUCCUACCUAUUUCCCUUCUGAAAGGGGAUUCUGCUAUUAUUAUUCUGCUUGACAUCAAAGUGUCUGUAAAUGACUUCAUUGCAACUGUUUGCUGCUAAUAAACCUGUUAUUCUGCUGUAAGAAACCAUCUCCGUGACUGGAUCCUUUGCUACAUGGAACUACACAAGGUACCGAGAGUUGUAGAGAGUUGCUUGGGUACACGUGGAUCACUGGCACAGUACAAGCAGACCUAGUCCUGGUCAACCAAUAUAAUUCACACCUCUAAAGUGCACUCAAGGGUGUGCUACAUCAGUGAUAAUAAAAUAACAAUAAAACGAUAGCUUUAGAAAACAAUAGUUUUAUAAGGUGCUGGGGUCAAAGAGUAUAGUCCUGCAGAGGUCGG